Messenger RNA from Helianthus annuus (common sunflower), 482 nucleotides. Its product is annotated as mitochondrial import inner membrane translocase subunit TIM8. Bases 101 to 337 code for a protein of 78 amino acids. The record is from RefSeq and is a predicted model, not a curated record. The transcript is spliced from 2 exons. NCBI's taxonomy places the organism in Eukaryota, Viridiplantae, Streptophyta, Magnoliopsida, Asterales, Asteraceae.
UCCGGUUCCGUGUUCAUUUGUAGUAGGGUUUUAGGGUUUUUUCACAACUUUUCGUCUUUCUUGUGUCGAUCUUCGUAGCUGUUUUCUACCUUCGAUCUCCAUGGACCCUUCAGCAUUAAACAAUCCUCAAUUACAGCAGUUGAUCAACCAAGAAAAAGAAAGAGCAAUGGCAAAUGAGAUGAUAGCAAAACUGACUAGUGCAUGUUGGGAUAAAUGCAUCACUGGUACUCCUGGAAGCAAGUUCAGUUCCGGUGAAUCGAGUUGCCUUUCGAACUGCGCUCAGCGUUACUUGGACAUGAGCAUGAUGAUAGUCAAACGUUUUCAGUCAAUGCAGUAAAAAAGAUGAGGCUUUUGGAUUUUCAUAAUUUUAAUACAUGAUAUGUUUAAUGUCUUCUCAUUGGUUUACAAAUAUUAUCAUGUAUUUCUAACACUUUAAAAUGUUUUUUUUUUCUCCUCAAAGAGAGUGACUUCUGUUUCAAGUA